AUGCUGAGAUGGUCUUUAAUACUUAAUGCAUAUGAGUAUACUCUAAUUCAUAGACCAGGGAAAAAGAUUCAAAACGCAGAUUCUUUAAGUAGACUCCCAAGAGAGACUGAUAAAUUUGAGGUUCCCGCUCCUUUAGAGGUAUUGUUUACCGAGGACUUACAAGAUCCUCCGCUUCAGGCAGCAGAAAUAGCAAAAUUAACAUUGCGUGAUCCAAUUUUGUCAAGAGUACUAAAUUGGGUUUUGAGAGGAUGGCCAAAUGAAAAACCAGAUAAAAAAUUUCAGACUUUUUUUUCGAAACGUAACGAACUUUCAACCCAUCGAAAUUGCUUGUUAUGGGGUAAUAGAGUAGUUAUUCCAGUGUGUGGAAAAUCACGUGUUCCCCAGGCUCUGCAUCUGGGACACCCAGGGAUCGAAAGAAUGAAAGCUCUCGCACGUUCAUACGUGUGGUGGCCAGGCAUGGACCACGACAUAGAAGUGCAUGUUCAAAGAUGCCAGGAAUGUCAACAGACACGCCAUGCCCCUCCUAAAGCUUCAGUCCAUCCAUGGGAGAUUCCAGAGAAACCUUGGUCCCGUCUUCAUAUAGAUUUUGCAGGUCCGUUCCAGGGACAAGAAUUCCUCAUCAUAGUAGAUGCUAUGUCAAAGUGGAUAGAAGUCCGUCAUAUGACUUCUACGUCUGCUUCUGCAACAGUCGACGUCCUGCGAGAAAUCUUUGCUACCCAUGGGAUACCUGAAGUAAUCGUUUCCGAUAACGGAGGUCAGUUUCGAGCAUCGGAGUACCAUAUUUUCUUAGAAAGGAAUCUCGUUCGAAGGGUCAUGAUCGCACCAAGACGUCCGUUCGGAAAUGGUCAGGCUGAAAGAACAGUCCAGACCGUCAAAGAUGCCCUAAGACGCAUUGUGAAGGGAAAUUGGAGGAAGAGGCUUGCCAAGUUCCUUCUUCAACAACAUUGUACUCCCACCACCACAACAGGUGCUAGUCCUGCGGAACUGUUGAUGGGGAGGAAGCUAAGGACCGUCUUAGAUAGACUCCAUCCAGAUCUGACGGCUGAGAGGAAGUUGAGACAGGAGCAAGAUGCGUAUAGAAAAAAUGGUAGUUCUCUUCCAAGAUCGUUCAGUGCCGACGAUCCAGACUUUGUGAGAAACUAUGGACAGGGUCCAAAGUGGUUUUCAGCAACGGUCAUUAAACCUACAGGUCCAGCUUUCUACCAAGCUGCGACUACAGAAGGCGAGGUAGUUAAACGUCAUGUGGAUCAAAUGCGGAAGCGUAUUCCUGAUCCGUUGACUGUUCCAUCCAAUCCUAGUGUAUCAUCGCCACCAGCAACGAGUGUUGAGACUGAAGUACCAUCUCCCAUUCCUUCCAGUGCUGAUUCUCAGAGUUCAGUAGUUGAACCUACAAUACCAAAUCAAGAGUCUUCUGUUUCAGUUCCAGAACAGACUUCCAGAAACUUGAGGCCCAGACAUACCAUCGUCAGGCCAAGCAGGUUCAAAGACUUUGUUCUAUCCUAGGGCAAAGGGGUGUUGUGAUGUCAACCGACGUCACCUUCCGUCAUC
This is a messenger RNA of Parasteatoda tepidariorum (common house spider), 1548 nucleotides long. Lineage: Eukaryota; Metazoa; Arthropoda; Arachnida; Araneae; Theridiidae. The record is from RefSeq and is a predicted model, not a curated record.